Messenger RNA from Tyto alba (common barn owl), 1340 nucleotides. RefSeq lists its product as uncharacterized. The coding region runs from base 71 to 1009 and encodes 312 amino acids. The transcript is spliced from 2 exons. Gene Ontology annotation, molecular function: DNA binding. NCBI's taxonomy places the organism in Eukaryota, Metazoa, Chordata, Aves, Strigiformes, Tytonidae. The record is from RefSeq and is a predicted model, not a curated record. Gene Ontology annotation, biological process: DNA recombination; DNA integration.
UGGGGACCAGCCGUCCGCCACAUCUUCACCCUUCUGGGCGCUGCUGGCGCUGCUGCAGCGGGAGCCCGGUAUGGGGUGGCUGCCGUGUAGUCUGAGUGGCUGCGCCGGAUCGUGGGGUCCCAGUGAAGCGGAGGCUGGCAGCAGGGAAGGAGCUGGUGAACUCAACCAAGUUCCUGUGAAGCAUCCCUUGGGCCCUUUGCCCCUGAAGGCUCUGCUGUUACUGGAGGACUCGGGAGAUAGCCAGUUAUGGCAGGUCUACCAUGAGGGCCUGAAGAAUUUCCUUGCCUUUAGAGAAGGCAUGGCUCUAUCUGCAGUCUGGCCAAUUCCAGUGGAUCAAGUGAAAGAGUUCUUGGUUGUCAUGGAGUCCCAGAAUCUGCCUCCCACAAAAAUAAUAAUGUACAUGGAAGGACUGUCCUUCAUCUCCAGAAUGGUAGAUCAUUCUGAUCCUCUUAAAGAUCCUGUUAUCAGUCACAUGAUAUCAAGGUUGAAACAUGUGACUGGCUCUUCAGAUGAUAAAUAUUCCCCUGUAACUAUUGAAGUGUUAAGAUCUCUCCUGGGGACUCUGGAAUCUGUGUGUAGCUCUCCUUAUGAGUGCAUAUUGUUCCACGCCAUGUUCACUGUAGCUUUUUUUGGUGCUCUCCGUAUAGAAGAGAUGGUGGCAAAUCACCAAAAUAUAGCACACCCAGUGCUCCUGUACUUGAGAGACCUGCAGCUGACUGAAGGGAGUGCAGUCCUUUGUUUACAUACAUCCCAUAUGGGCCGAGAGAGGUAUUUGAUCCACCUGAGGUUAUCUAGAGAGAUGUGGGUAUGUCCUGUCGAAGCUCUCCGUCUCUAUGUGGCGGCACGGCCCCAGGGAGAGGGCCCUCUCUUCGUGCACUCAGACGGUGUGCCUGUGACAAAAAGGGAAUUCCUAACUGUCUUCCGCCGUGCUCUCAGGCUUGCUGGACUUCCUCCCAACCAGUAUGGUGUGCAUUCCUUCUGUCUGGGAACUGUUGUAACCACUAUCUGAUAGGAUAUUCUGAUGUAGCUAUUAACAGAAUAGCAAAGUGGUGGUGGAGAUCCUGAAGAAGACAUAUUUCUGUUUAUCUGUUAGGCUUCCAUAGUAAGAGGUAUCUUCUGUCUUGCAGGAAUGAUACACUUUACAGAGCACUGAAACUUUAUAAAGUUACACAGAGGGGGGGUAACUAGUACGAGGUGACUUUCCCCACCUGUGAUGGUUUUGAGAAUGGAAUAUCAUGGUUUCAAAACUGCUGUGACCUGUGGGUCAGUGUGCAUACUGUUCAGCAUGGUUCUAAUUGUAUUUUGACCUUGUAUGACUAUUAAACUGCAUUUUCUUUCAA